Messenger RNA from Phascolarctos cinereus (koala), 8508 nucleotides. NCBI's taxonomy places the organism in Eukaryota, Metazoa, Chordata, Mammalia, Diprotodontia, Phascolarctidae. The record is from RefSeq and is a predicted model, not a curated record.
AGAGACGAGGCUCUGCUGCCCCGGCGCUUCCAGGAGGACGAGGACCAGGAGGCGGCUGCGGCGGCUGCGGGCGGCAUUGAUGUGUGAGGUGUCCCCAUGGCUCCCCAGGGCCAGAGGGGCGCGGGGCCGGGGGCUCACGGGGCCAAGCGGGCCUCAAGCAGCCCCGGGAGGGCUCCGGGCAGCCCGAGGCCGGCAGCCAGGGCUGCGCCUCCCACGCCUCAGCUGCCGCUGCCGCCGCCGCCGCCGCCGCCGCUGCUGCCGCCCCUGCUACUGCUGUUGCUGCUGCUGGCGCUGGCCGAGCGCGGCCGCGCUGCCAACUCCGGUACCAACCAUCUGCGGAUGAAUGUCACCCUAACCCCACAAUCAUUUACAAACCCUCGGAGAUCUACAUCAACAUCACCAACAUGGCCUUCUUGGGAAUUAAAGUCUUCCUCGAAUGUUGACAGGUUCAAGGACCCCACGAGACAUUUCCCUGAAAAUGCAAGCUUGCUUCAGAUAAUCAAGUCCACACUGGCACACCCUCCCCCUAGAACUAGGGCUCAGACAGAUUUCUCUUCUGCCCUCUAUCAAGGGAGUGGGCAUAGUGCGUCCCUGGAUCCUCCCAAGGAGUUGGCUCAGACUCUCACCCACCCAAGACAUCGAGACUCGGAUGAAGCAGCUGAUGUGUCAGGCCCAGUCCGCACUCAACCAUUCAAAUCAAGAGUGACUAAAAGGGCCCAUGGCAGUGUGUCCUGGCCGGCUUUUGAGAACUCAUCAGAGAUGCCUGAAGUGGGGUCCAGACUUGUCCAAAGUACAGAUGGAGAAGCUGCUUCCAUGGAAAGGAGACACAGUCAACCUGCCCCUGCUACUGUAAACAAGCCUGUGCAUUUGUCACCAGCUCCUGAGGAUGUGAAGGCAAUGUCCCAUUCUGUGAAACAUGCCUCUUCCUCUCUGGUGCCAGCCACUUGGUCUUUUGCAGCUGCAGGUGAAGCAACUGCUACUCAUGCCGCCUCUUCACCAGCAAUGAAAAAUGAACCAGCUUCUUUCUCCACACCCAAUUUCCCAUGGCCGUCCCAAAGCAGGGAAUCUCCUCUGCUUAUGGUGGCAAAAAAUCCACCUUCUAAAGAAAAGAACAAGAAUAGGACUCCUGCAGACUUGCUCCUCGUGGAGACAGGCCAGUCUUCUGUCUAUCACUCUACAACUGCAAGUCUUCCUUUAGGGAAAGAAGGCAGCAUGAUGGGUGCUUUCAUGGGAAAUGAAAGAGCCAAUAUGGUGAUAUCUCCUGGUGCCAUUCCCACUCAGGAGACCACCACCUUAAGUGAGGCCGCAUCAGAUGCGACCACCGAUCACAUUCCAGCUGCUGUCAUCACAGAACGGGGAACAGAUCUCACACUGUCAGAAUUGCCUGUUCCUCCUAUCCCACCGACAGAGGGAUUACCUGCUUCUUUGAAGUCUUCUCCCAUAGCAGAUGCUGAGUCUGAGGUCAGGAGGACACCUGCAAAUACUUCUAGAGUCUCCACUUCAUUCCCUAAGCAGGAGGCAGCCCAUCCUCUUCAUUCUUCCAUACCAGCAAGAACCCAAGAGUUAAUGAGGACAAUUGGUUCCCGGACUUUUCUUCCGGAAGAAACUGAGUCUCAUUUCUUAGAAUCAGUGAUGCCUGUCUUGUCUCACCAAAAAGGUUAUGAUUUAAAUGGACAUGAAAAAAGUCCUGUACCUUCAGUGACCCAUUCUGCCAAAAUCACUGCUCCCAGUGGCUCGAAUUCAGCUGCCAAAGUGACACAUUCUCCAGAUGUCAGAGAUACUGAUUUGCAUCUGACCUUUGCUAAGGGGUUCAGUGUUCAGUAUCCAUCCCUUAAUCUAAGCACAGAACAAACCACACAAGUUACUGCUGUUGGAAAUUCUGCAGACUUCUGGCCCACAGGCCACAAAAACGUCACCUGGGACCUUGAAGCGUCAUUCAGUCCACACCUAGCUCUACAUGAAGCUUUCACAACAGCCAAUCAGCAUCUCCUUCCACGUCCUCCCUCAGAAUCACCUCCACUUUUAACAUCUCUUCCACCAGCCUCAUCAGAUGGAACUCCUCCCAUCAGCUUGCUGGAAAUGCUUUCGGGGGAAACAGAGACAAGAACCUUAUUUGCCAGUACUCGUCAUCCAUCGCCUGUGAUAAGCACUUCUGUGCCAUUCCAGAGCGCCCGUAAGCCUCGGACAUUCCCUGCCACCGUUCUUCCCAUGCUAACUCAUGCCUUAUUCAAGACAACACCCAAAGUACCGCUGACUUCUCCAGUCCCUGAGAAUUGGACUGUUGCAACUACUCACGCAGGUAGUUUGGUUCCGGGUUCCCAACACACAGCAUACCCUUCUGUGUCCCCUGAGGCAGCACCAACUGUGGCGUCAACAACAGCCACACAGGUUUUAGGAAAAUACACUCUAUCUGCAUUGUCUGCCGCCUUAGUGUCCAAGGGUACUGGAAACAAACUCUCCAUUCCCUCACCAAUGGUAGCCGAAAGCACCCUGACCCCGGUGCUGGCUAAAAAUGGCACUCCCAGUGGAACACCAGGCUCUCAGAUGGCGGCAAGUACAACCAAGGCAGUUGAGAUGCCCACAGCUUCCCCCUUCGUAUCCACGACCCACAGAGCCGUGCAGGCGAACAUGAUCACAGCUGCUGCGAGGCUGUCAACAACACAUUUCCCUGGAAAAUCUCAAGCCAUGCAAUCGGACUACCACAAAGCAACCAACUCUGAAACGCCCAGAAUCUCCACCACAUUCCCACUGACCAUCAUGGCAGCUCUGACAUCUAUUACCACAUCAGGGAAGGUGACUAAACUCCCUCCCUUACCCGUGGAAAACACGUCAGCUGCUCUCCCAGUGGCUUCAACUACUAUGGUCACAACUGGCAAAACCACCUUGAAUCUAGAAUGUCAGAUGUCCAGGAAACUAAUGGUGAAGACAGUUCUCUUUCUCACCCAGAGGAGGCUGCAGAUCAAUGAUUCCCUGAGGUCUGAUGUAGCCAAAGGGCUCACACAAGCACUGCAGAAAGCCUUCCGCCAGAACGAUAUCUACGCACACGUGGAAAUUCUGGACCAUUCCCACAAUGUGACAGUUGGCUAUUAUGUCACUAAGGAGAAAUUGGUUUAUAUUCCUGCUGUUGUUGUUGAGACCCUGGUUGCUUAUGGCAUUAGCAAUGUCACUGCUGACCUGAAGCAGCACGUGCCAAACCUGCAGUCCGUGGCAGUCCUGGCUUUGCCAUGGAACCCCCAGCCAGCCUACGCCUUUCAGCUGAAGACAGUGUUGCAGUUUGUGGGCCAGUCAGACAACAUCCAGUCCUGCAAGUUUGCUCAGACGAUGGAGCAGAGGCUGCAGAAAGCAUUUCAGGAUGCAGAGAAAAAAGUUCUGAGCACCACUAGCAACCUGACUGUGGAGAUUUUGAACACAUCGAAUGCCUCCCAGGCGGUUACCUUGACUUAUGCAGUUUGGAAUCAGAGCACACUCCUGAAUGGCACAGUCUCCAGCAGCCUCCUGAGCCAGCUGUCGGCAGAGCUGGUGGGCUUCUACCUCACCUACCCACCCCUGACCAUCGCAGAGUCCUUGGAAUACCCAAACCUCGAUGUCUCAGAGACAACUAGAGACUAUUGGGUGAUUACAGUUCUGCAAGGGGUGGACAACACCUUAGUGGGACUCCACAAUCAGAGUUUCGCCAGAGUCAUGGAACAGCGGUUGGCCCAGCUGUUUAUGAUGUCCCAGCAACAAGGCAGGCGGCUAAAGAGGGCCACAACUCUUGGGAGCUACACAGUUCAGAUGGUGAAGAUGCAGCGCGUCCCCGGCCCCAAGGAUCCUGCAGAAUUAACGUACUACACGCUGCACAAUGGGAAACCUUUGCUGGGCACGGCGGCCGCCAAGAUCUUGAGCACCAUCGACUCCCAGAGGAUGGCUUUGACCUUGCACCAUGUAGUUCUUCUACAGGCUGAUCCGGUCGUUAAAAACCCUCCCAACAACCUGUGGAUUAUCGCAGCGGUACUGGCGCCCAUUGCUGUGGUCACCGUGAUCAUUAUCAUCAUCACAGCAGUGCUCUGCAGGAAGAACAAGAAUGACUUCAAGCCAGACACCAUGAUGAACCUGCCUCAGAGGGCAAAACCAGUUCAAGGCUUUGAUUAUGCUAAACAACAUCUGGGCCAACAAGGAGCUGAUGAAGAGGAUCCCGUGACCCAGGAAACAGUGGUCCUGCCCCUUCCAGUCAGAGACGCCCCUGCCUCCCAAGAAAGAGAGAUUGCCCAAGACGGAAGUACCAUUAAAACAGCCCAGUCCACUGAAACGAGGAAGAGCAGGUCGCCCAGUGAGAACGGCUCAGUCCUUAGCAGCGAAUCAGGGAAGCCCAGUCCCAGGAGGCCCUCGCCCCAAAAUGUGACGGCCACGGCCACAGCACAGCAGCAGAAAGUGACAAAAGAGGAAGGAAGGAAGAGAAACGUGCCCGUGAGCGAUGAAGAAGAAGGUGCGGGUCUCUUUGACAGCACAGGCAAGCCUGUGGCUGAUCCAUUCGACGCAUCCUCCGGCUCUGUACAGCUGAUCGCUAUCAAGCCAGCCACACUGGCCCCUGCCCACCCGGCGUCUGAACGGAGCCAGGAAUCAGCCAUCAUUAAUGGAGAGGUGAACAAGGCCUUGAAGCAGAAGUCUGACAUUGAACAUUACCGCAACAAACUGCGCCUCAAGGCAAAACGGAAAGGCUAUUAUGACUUCCCCCAGGCGGAGGGCAACAAGGCUCUGACAGAAAGAAAGAUGUACGAGAAAGCACCGAAAGACAUCGACCAUGUCCUGGAUCCCGAGUCGGAGGUGCCCUCUCCGUUUGGCGAACCUAAGAACAGGCAACAGAUAAAGAACUCUGUGUACCGAAGCCGACAGUCUUUAAACAGCCCCAGUCCAGGAGAAACUGAGAUGGAUCUUCUCGUGACACGGGAGAGACCCCGACGAGGAAUCCGGAACAGUGGCUAUGACACUGAACCUGAAAUCAUAGAAGAAACUAACAUUGACCGAGUUAAUGAGCCUCGAGGCUACCCAAGGUCACGCCAGGUGAAAGGUCAUUCAGAGACGUCCACCCUCAGCUCUCAGCCAUCCAUUGAUGAAGUCAGGCAGCAGAUGCACAUGCUGCUGGAAGAAGCAUUCAGCUUGGCCUCCGCAGGCCACAGUGGUCAGAACAGGCAACAAGACGCUUAUGGCUCAGCCCAGCACUUCCCUUACUCCGAAGUGGUAACGAGCGCCCCUGGGACCAUGACCCGCUCAAGGGGUGGAAUGCAGUGGGUGCCUACCUAUAGACCAGAAAUGUAUCAGUACAGUUUGCCAAGGCCGGCCUACAGGUUUUCCCAGCUUCCUGAGAUGGUCAUGGGGUCUCCCCCGCCUCCGGUACCUCCCCGCACUGGGCCUGUCGCUGUUGCUUCUCUCAGACGGUCCACUUCUGAUAUUGGCAGCAAGACCAGAAUGUCUGAGUCCAGCGGCCCAGAGCAAGCACAACUGCAUGACAGCACCCCCUUUGCCCAGGUUUCCAGAGGCCCAGUCUCUGUCACUCCAUUGGACCAGUCAGCUUUAAAUUACUCAGGAAGCACGGUUCCAGCUGUGUUUGCCAUUCCAGCUGCAAACAGACCUGGAUUCACAGGCUACUUCAUCCCCACACCACCCUCGUCCUACCGGAACCAGGCUUGGAUGUCCUAUGCAGGAGAGAACGAGUUACCGGGGCAAUGGGCAGAUUCGGUUCCACUCCCAGGUUACAUAGAGGCAUAUCCCCGGUCACGCUACCAACAGACAUCCCCCUCAAGACUCCCCCGGCAGUACAGCCAGCCCACCAACAUGCACCCAAGUCUGGAACAGGCCCCCAUGGCCUCCACAGCAGCGUCUCAGCAGAGCCUGGCAGAGAACGAUACUUCUGAUGCUCCGCUGACCAACAUUUCCACAGCAGCCCUGGUGAAGGCUAUCCGGGAAGAGGUUGCUAAGCUGGCCAAGAAACAAACAGACAUGUUUGAAUUCCAGGUCUAACACUUAGGAGUUCUCCACUCUUGUAGCCAUUGAACUCCAAACCGUGAAGGCAGCAAAGAGACAAGGAAAUGUGUCUUUGGUUUGUUUGUUGGGACUUGGAAGAGAGGGUGGAUUUCUGUCUGACCCAUCACUGCCUGGAAAGUUGAACUCUGGGGUUUCUGCUAAGUGGAGCAACUCCUUAAAUAGCAAAGCUCUUGACCUGUCUAUUAGGCUGGCCAGUCAAGGUUGUCCUGCCUGGCAACUGUGUGUUUGAUAUGCUGAUACAUUAAAUCCAUGGAAUAUGAUUGUCUGUCCUGAAAAGCCUUAGGCAUGAGAGAUACUAUUUGAUAGAUUGCCCUUCAAUGCCAUAUUUCAUAAGUAACCAGAGAGAGGACAAAAUCCAGACCUGACUACCAUGACCUCUGCAUGCUCAAUCUGUAUUUCUGUGAUAAAAAGGUGAGGAUGAGCACCAGACUGCAUUCUUUCUCAUUGGAACAACAGCAAAAUUUAAAUGGAAAAAAUAAAAUAAAAUAAAAUCAUCUCUGAACUUGGGAUAAGGGAAACUGAAACCAAUCAAGUAACUUCAACCCUUUUUAUUUCAAGCUCAUGCUCAAGGCCAAGUGAAAUUUAUGUUUCUGGUUCUCCCCAAACAAUCGCCCUUGUAAAUAGUCCCAACUUGGUUUCUCAUUAACCGUACAAUGGCCCGAAAGCAGAGAAGAUGGGAGAGGAGACUGAUUGUGGCCGCGUAAUUGGCGUUUGCCAAAUUCUUAAAGGCCCCUGUUGAGCAUCUGAAAAAGUGUUGGCCUUUGGAGAAUAGAAUGAAUUGUGAGUUGUGCUGAAGACCUAACAAAAAAAAGAAGAGAGAAUUGCUGCAAAGUGCUUUUGGGAAUUCUGCAAAUGAAAAAUGGUUAUUUGAGUCUGUUUUCUUUGCCCUACAUUUGAAAGUAGCCUGAGAACCAACCAUCUCUUUCUGUUUCUCUUUCUCUCUCUCUCCUGGAAUAAUAGGUACAUCUACUUUCACAAGGAAACCUCUGUUUAUCAUAAAGCUUUCCAGCUCUCUUGAACAAUGCUGUGUAGUAAAUUCUGCCAAGUGUCUCGAAAUAAAACUGUGAUUAAUGUCUGUUCAAAAUGGGAUAUGUGAAUCUGCAGACUUUCAAAUUCCCAGCCGAUGUUUGUAGAAACUUUGGAAUAUGGGCAACCUGUUGACUUAUGGUCCAAUGUAAAUCAAUGAACACAAGCGUAUGAAUUUAACCAAAUCAUCUCGUUCCGUGGAAGCAGGGAGUUGGGGGGAGGGGGCUGGUGUUUACUAAAAUUAGAGACUGCUGACCAUGGUGUGCUUAAUGCUGAUAAUCCUCUUUCACCACUGGUAGGGAAUCUGACCUCUUCAGCUCAUUGUAGGGGACACAUGUCCAGAAUUCUUUUUCCCCAAGUCAAAUCAAAUAAAGUAACAUCUUGACCAUGGGCAAUACUCUGGGUUCCUUCAUUGAGAAAGCAGCUUCAGUAGCAGAGGUCCCCAGCGUUGGGGAUGGAUGUACUUGACAUCUGUUGAAUUCUGUGCUAAUGGCCUCCCUUCACCCUGUAAUCCAUUCAGCUACAGCCAUAUAUAUGUUCUCUAUCUGAUCUGAUCACCUCAUUCUCCACAUGAGUUUCUUUGGUCUUUAACCAAGAUGAAAAGUUAAAGUUGGGUUAGCUUGGGGGCCAUGUCUAAAAUCUGAGAAGAACAGGAAAGGAAGGUUCAGCCUAACAAAGCACACACAGUCUUUUAAAACUGAGCAAUUUUUUUUGUUUCAAAGACAAAGAGCCCAUCCCAGAUAAUACCAGAGAUAAUGAAUGGGUGGUAGAAUCUUCAAAUAUCUGUCUUGGUCAGACCACAUAGAAUAACAAGGAACCUUUUGGUAAACUGGUUGAUUUUUCAAAAUGUUAGUGUUUUUUGUUAUUUAAAAAAAUCAGAUAUAAAUAAAAUGUAUUUUUAUAAUCUCCAUGUGUAUAUACUGUAUAUUUCUACCAGUGGCCAAUUUGCUAUGGAUUAAGAACUAAGUCAAUUUGCAAGACACUAUAGACACAGUAAGACUUUAUUGAAAAAUUGAUGUGUGGUGUGUAAAUUUAAUCUUAGCUAGGCAGUCAACUAACGUGAAUGCAAAAAGAGCCAAAGAAACUCAGCCUUUCAUACAAAUAGGUAUUGGUCUGAUAAAGUCAGUUAACUCUCUCACUUGCUUAUUAAUGCUAUUAUGUCAUCAGUGCCACUCUGUCAAUCCAGAUGUGUUACUUUCUAUCCAACUGGUGUUUGCCUGGAAAUCCUGUAUGUCAAAUAGAACCUUAAAAACAAUUGUGCAAUUUAAAUAUUUAUGCUUUGGGAUGAAAUCUCUGAGCUCUGGACAUGUUAGAGGUGAUAAUGAAUGCAUGUAAAAUUCAUGGACAUGUAAAUGUCCUCAGCCUUUACAUUACCACAAGUUUGAAUUUUUUCAUAUAAUUUUUACAAAAAGCUGUAUCUCCCUGUUUCCCCAGGAAGAGUUAUUAAAUCUUUGAAGUCAA